CUGUCGCAGGAUCGUUAAAGGACAGCCGCCACCAUGUGUGACUGUUUUCACCUGGCGUUUCCAAACUGGCAUGCACCAGCAGCGGGUGCUGGACGAAGGCUGAGGGGACCAGAAGAAGACAGUGAAAUUCAAGAUUCAGUAUGUGAAGAGCCUGAAAUUUUAGAGAGCGAAAGACCUCGUCCUCAAGGCUCAUCCCCGAUAGAGGAAUUUCCAGCUGAAAAACAGACUGAAGAGGAUCCCUAUGACUUACCACACAAAGGUGGAAGCAUAAAAAAAUCCAAAAAAAUUGGUUUUGGAGGUCUGCUUGACAAGCGCACCCCAGCCAAAAUGAACGAAACAGAGAGUGAUUCUGAAAUGAUUGUGACAGCAGUGAAGGAAACAUAUACCAAGGGCCUAGUUGUGACUGGUGGAAAAAAAGAUGGAAUCUUCAUCAGAGAAGUAAAACCAGAUUCACCGGCUUCAAAACUCCUAAGUGUUAAAGAGGGUGAUCAAAUACUUAGUGCUACUAUAUACUUUGAUAAUGUGUCCCAUGAAGAUGCACUUCAUAUACUUGAACAUGCUCAGCCAUAUAAAAUGGAGUUCUGUUUAAAACGCAGAGUGAUAUCAACUGUACCCAAACCUGCUGAAACUGCACUUUCAGAGGGCAAAGAUGGGGGUUCACCAAAGAUGAGAGGUCAGAGAAGGAUGAAAAAACAACAAGACCGCAUCUCCUGGCCAAAGUUUCCUUCCUUUGGUAAGGGGCAUAAAGCACAAUUUAGAAGAUCUCACAGCACUUCAGAAGCAGAGGAACAAAGGAAAUUAGAAAUAAGCCCACCAACAAGUGAUGCAGAAUCCCCAUUCAAAUCACCACUGAAAUCUCCAGAUUUAAAAGACAAGAGAAAGAAGCACAAAGUCAAACUAAAAAUGAAGAUGAAAGGCCACAGAAGCAAGUCUGAAGAGGAACCACAUAAAACUGAGAAGGAGCCAGCGUCAGAGGUUCUGGUGGUUUUGGAAAAUCAAGAUGGUGAGGUUGUAUUAGAGGAAAAUGUUUCAGAUGAAUUUGUAAAAAAAUCUGAAUAUGAAGUUGCUUCAAAGAUUGAAAAUGAACAGACAUUACCAAGUUUGUCAGAAAUAGAAGGACAACAUGAGGUUAAUUUAAUUAGUUUAGGGAAUACAUUAAAGACAACUAACAUUCCCGUGGCUCUUUUAGAGAGAGAAAAAACUGAGUGCUCAGAAAUGAAACUUAGAAUUAAUGAGGGGGAGAUAUUUGAAGUCGAAACAGAGAACCAGUCUCUUUUACCUGAACAUAGAACCUUUGAACCAUCAACUUUUGACAGUAUUAUACCACAGACAGCAAAAGAAACACCUCAGCUUGAUACUGAUUCAAGCAAACAGGAAAAAGACAAAGACAGUACAGACAAAAACCUGGAAUACAAAAAUGUAGAACUUAGCAUCCCAACUUUUUCAGAUGUAGAAGAAGAAAAGAAAUCGUUAACUAUUGGUAGUGAAAAGCAGCAGAAGGAGAAAAACAUACAUGAAAAUGCGAGUUAUGGGAUUCGAACCAGAGGUCCUCUCGCAGGCAUGGCAACAUCGAAGACCCACUUCAUAAAUACCCUAAAUGGGCUUCAAUUCAUGUCACCUGACACAGGUUGUGAUGUGACUACAGAGGAUUCACAUCUAAAGUUAAAAACUUCUGAUGCAAUUUCAGCUAAUUUAGAUAAAACAUUUGAAUUAAAGUUCAGAUUGCCCAAUAUAGAUCUUUCUGCAUUUGAAAAUCAUGAAACAAUAAAAAUGACAGAAACUGAAACAAUUAAGACCCGCCUUCCAAAACGAGAAGAGAUUGAGAUUCCAGGAAUGGAAGCUAAAGAAUUAAAGCAAAAUAUUCCUGAAAUUAAAGUACAAAAUAUUGAGAAAAUUAUAAACAUAACUAAGAAAAGGGAAAUCCAGGAUUCACAAAUAAAGGAAGAGUUCAAUGUUAGGGAUGUCAAAGAGGCUGUUUCCAAAUUUCCAGCUUUUAAACUACCAGAGAGGGACAUUACAGGAGUGCUUGUGCAAAGAGAAAUCAAAAUAAUGGAAAUGAAGGCAGAUAAGUCUAACUUGACCCCUAAGGGAUCUCCUAGUAAAAUACUGAUCACAAGUACACCUAGUAGCACUACAAUUACUGAAAGCAAAAUAGGCAAAGAAAUUUCAUCGCCUUCGGCUGCUGUGGGUAAUGAAAAUGCUAUGACAAUCCCAAAAGUUGAUCUACCUUAUAUUGAUGAUCAAAUAAUAACUGAUACCCAUAUAAACUACAAAAAGCCAACAAGGAAAACCCAAGUAGAACCUGAUAAGAUGCUGAAGACAGAUGAUAGGGAACUUAUAGAUGUGAAUUUUAAACUUCCAAAGCGUGAAGAUAUUGAAAUACCGGGAAUGGAAGCCAUAAAGGAAUGUAAUGUACAAAACACAGAGGACAAAACAGCCAAAGACACAGCCCUAUAUCAAGUGCCAGAACAGUCUGGAGACAUCAGAAGUUCCCUCUUAUUACAGCAGGAAAAUGUUUACACUGUGAUCAAAUCUGAUGCUGAAAAGGGCAAAAAGCCCAAAACUAAAAAACAUGGUGACAUAAAAGGGCAGGAAAAGAAAUCAAAGAGACCAAAAACAACACUGUCAAGCACUGGGAUACCAAAACCUGAAUUUGCUUUUCCAGAAAGUGGCAUUGUACUAGAAGUAAAGGAGGAUUCUUCUAAAAAGGAUGAAGCAGCAAUCAAGACAAUUGGUGAGACAAAAAUAAUUACUGACAAACAAAUUAAAACAUCAGAAAUAAGACUACCCAAAAAUUUAGUAUCUGACCCAAAUAAGAGUGUUAAUGUAGGACAGGAAAUCAAUGUCUUAGAAGACAACCCCCCUUUACCAGAGGAAGGUGUAAAAGAAGCAAAAGCAGAUCAAACUGUGAGGGACACGACAAAAGAAAAAGUUUUCUCUCCAACUAAAUUUAAAAUCCCUUCAAUCACCCUUCCACAAUUUGGAGCUAAAACUUCAAAGGCAGCAAUAGACGUCUCUCCUAUGGAUGUGCAAUUUAAAGACACUGAAAUAAGUUCACAUAAAGAACAAAAAUUACCAACUGAGCCACCAUCAUUUUGCACAGAAAAACAUGUAAACAAAGAUGUAUCUGUGAAGCCUAAAGACACUGAAGAUAUCCAAGACAAGAAAUUCAAAUUGCCAAAAUUUGAAAUUAGUUUCCCAGAGGUAAAAGCACCAAAAAUUACAUUAGGAGUAUCAAAAAAAGAGAGUGAAGCUGAGGUGAGUCCCCAAAAUGUUGAUAUUUCUUUACCAGAAGGAAGUGAAAAUGUAAAAGGAGCCAACACAAACAUUGAAAUGUCAAAGGAUGAUUCUGAUCAAAAAGAUUUCAAAAAGUUUGGUUCUCCAUCAAGGUUUAAACUUCCUUCAAUCUCCUUUCCAAAAUUUGGAGCUAAGUCUUCAAAGGUGGCAGCAGAGGCCUCAGAAAUGGAUUUAGGUGAAAUAAAGAGACCUGAAAUAAAUGUACCAGAAACAGAGGUUGAAUUGUCAGCUGACCCAGUAUUAGCUGAUGUACAUAAAAAAACUAAACCGGUCAGUGUAGAAAUUAAAGAUCAGAAAAUUCAAAGUGAAAGUAUAGAUAGUACGUUUAAAAUGCCAAAGUUUGGAAUCAGAUUACCUGAGGUGAAAGGGCCAAAAAUAGAUUUAGGUUUCAAGAAAGCAGAAACCGAAAUUUCUGUACCUGAGGGAAAGGUAGAAGUGCAUCCACCUGAUGUUAAUAAACCAGAUGUAACAGCUGAAGUGAAAGCAGACCUGCCAGAAAUAGAUUCUAAAUGUCUUGAAGUAAAAAUUAAGAAACCAGGGUUUACUCUUCCUACAACUGGACUUGGUAAAUCAGAAAUAAAGGCUCCAGUAGUUGACAGUAGUUUGACUCUGCCAAAUGCAGAUGUGACUGUACCAGAGGCAGGUAUCGAAAUGGAGAUACCAAACACUGACAUUAAAUUGUCAGAAAAAGACACUGGACAGAAAGAAUCAACAAAGUUUGGAUCUCCAACAAAGUUUAAACUUCCUUCAAUCUCCCUUCCAAAAAUUGGAGUCAGACUUCCAAAAGCAACGGUAGAGGUUUCUGAUGUGGAUGUAGAUGUUAAGGGACCUGAAAUAAAUGUACCAGAUGCAGAGCCAAAAUUAUCAAUUGAUCCACUUUCAGUUAAAAUAAAAGGGCCAGAUGUAAACAAAGAGGCAAAAGCUCUCAAUGUGGAAAUAAAAGAGCAAGAUAUCCCAAUCAAAGAUCAAGAAAGUACAUUCAAUAUACCAAAAUUUGGGAUCAGACUACCUGAAGUGAAAGGGCCAAAAAUCGAUUUAAGGUUUAAGAAAGCAGAAACUGACAUUUCUGUACCUGAGGGAAAGAUAGAAGUGCAUCCACUUGAAGUUAAUAAACCAGAUGUAACAGCUGAAGUGAAAGCAGACCUGCCAGAAAUAGAUUCUAAAGGUCUUGAUAUAAAUAUAAAGAGACCAGGAUUUACUUUUCCAUCAAUUGGAUUUGGUAAAUCAGAAAUAAAGGCUCCAGUAGUUGAUGUGACUCUGCCAAAUGCAGAUGCGACUCUACCAGAGGCAAAAAUAGAAAUGGAGAUACCAAACACUGACAUUAAAUUGUCAAAAGAAGACUCUGGACAGAAAGAUUCAACAAAGUUUGGAUCUCCAACAAAGUUUAAACUUCCUUCAAUCUCCUUCCCAAAAAUUGGAGUCAAACUUCCAACAGCAAAGGUAGAGGUUUCUAAUGUGGAUGUAGAUGUUAAGGGACCUGAAAUAAAUUUACCGGAUGCAGAGCCAAAAUUAUCAAUUGAUCCACUUUCAGUUGAAAUAAAAAGACCAGAUGUAGACAAAGAGGCAAAUGAUCUCAGCGUGGAAAUAAAAGAGCAGGACAUCCCAAUCAAGGGUCAAGACAGUACAUUCAAUAUACCAAAAUUUGGGAUCAGACUACCUGAGGUGAAAGGGCCAAAAAUAGAUGUAAGUUUUAAGAAAGCAGAAACUUAUAUUUCUGUACCUGAGGGAAAGGUAGAAGUGCAUCCGCCUGAUGUUAUUAAACCAGAUGUAACAGCUGAAGUGAAAGCAGACCUGCCAGAAAUAGAUUCUAAAGGUCUUGAUAUAAAAAUAAAGAAACCAGGAUUUACUUUUCCCUCAAUUGGAUUUGGUAAAUCAGAAAUGAAGGCUCCAGAAGUUGAUGUGACUCUGCCAAAUGCAGACGUGUCUCUACCAGAAGCAAGUAUAGAAAUGGAGGGACCACAUACUGACAUUCAAUUGUCAAAAGAAGACUCUGGACAGAAAGAUUCAACAAAGUUUGGAUCUCCAACAAAGUUUAAACUUCCUUCAAUCUCCCUCCCAAAAAUUGGAGUCAAACUUCCAAAAGCAAAGGUAGAGGUUUCUGAUGUGGAUGUAGAUGUUAAGGGACCUGAAAUAAAUGUACCGGAUGCAGAGCCAAAAUUAUCAGUUAAGCCACUUUCAGUUGAAAUAAAAGGACCAGAUGUAGACAAAGAGGCAAAUGAUCUCAGUGUUGAAAUAAAAGAGCAGGACAUCCCAAUCAAGGGUCAAGACAGUACAUUCAACUUGCCAAAAUUUGGGAUUAGACUACCUGAGAUGAAAGGGCCAAAAAUAGAUUUAAGUUUCAAGAAAGCAGACACCAAAAUUUCUGUACCUGAGGGAAAGGUAGAAGUGCAUCCACCUGAAGUUAAUAAACCAGAUGUAACAGCUGAAGUGAAAGCAGACCUGCCAGAAAUAGAUUCUAAAGGUGUUGAUAUAAAAAUAAAGAGACCAGGGUUUACUUUUCCCUCAAUUGGAUUUGGUAAAUCAGAAAUAAAGGCUCCAGAAGUUGAUGUGACUCUGCCAAAUGCAGACGUGUCUCUACCAGAGGCAAGUAUAGCAAUAGAGGGACCACAUACUGACAUUAAAUUGUCAAAAGAAGACUCUGGACAGAAAGAUUCAACAAAGUUUGGAUCUCCAACAAAGUUUAAACUUCCUUCAAUCUCCCUCCCAAAAAUUGGAGUCAAACUUCCAAAAGCAAAGGUAGAGGUUUCUGAUGUGGAUGUAGAUGUUAAGGGACCUGAAAUAAAUGUACCAGAUGCAGAGCCAAAAUUAUCAAUUGAGCCACUUUCAGUUGAUGUGUCUCUACCAGAGGCAAGUAUAGAAAUGGAGGGACCAAACACUGACAUUAAAUUGUCAAAAAAAGACUCUGGACAGAAAGAGUCAACAAAGUUUGGUUCUCCAACAAAGUUUAAACUUCCUUCAAUCUCCCUCCCAAAAAUUGGAGUCAAACUUCCGAAAGCAAAGGUAGAGGUUUCUGAUGUGGAUGUAGAUGUUAAAGGACCUGAAAUAAAUGUACUGGAUGCAGAGCCAAAAUUAUCAAUUGAGCCACUUUCAGUUGAUGUGUCUCUACCAGAGGCAAGUAUAGAAAUGGAGGGACCAAACACUGACAUUAAAUUGUCAAAAAAAGACUCUGGACAGAAAGAUUCAACAAAGUUUGGUUCUCCAACAAAGUUUAAACUUCCUUCAAUCUCCCUCCCAAAAAUUGGAGUCAAACUUCCGAAGGCAAAGGUAGAGGUUUCUGAUGUGGAUGUAGAUGUUAAAGGACCUGAAAUAAAUGUACCGGAUGCAGAGCCAAAAUUAUCAAUUGAGCCACUUUCAGUUGAUGUGUCUCUACCAGAGGCAAGUAUAGAAAUGGAGGGACCAAACACUGACAUUAAAUUGUCAAAAAAAGACUCUGGACAGAAAGAUUCAACAAAGUUUGGUUCUCCAACAAAGUUUAAACUUCCUUCAAUCUCCCUCCCAAAAAUUGGAGUCAAACUUCCGAAGGCAAAGGUAGAGGUUUCUGAUGUGGAUGUAGAUGUUAAAGGACCUGAAAUAAAUGUACCGGAUGCAGAGCCAAAAUUAUCAAUUGAGCCACUUUCAGUUGAUGUGUCUCUACCAGAGGCAAGUAUAGAAAUGGAGGGACCAAACACUGACAUUAAAUUGUCAAAAAAAUACUCUGGACAGAAAGAUUCAACAAAGUUUGGUUCUCCAACAAAGUUUAAACUUCCUUCAAUCUCCCUCCCAAAAAUUGGAGUCAAACUUCCGAAGGCAAAGGUAGAGGUUUCUGAUGUGGAUGUAGAUGUUAAAAAACCUGAAAUAAAUGUACCGGAUGCAGAGCCAAAAUUAUCAACUGAUCCACUUUCAGUUAAAAUAAAAGGGCCAGAUGUAGACAAAGAGGCAAAAGCUCUCAAUGUGGAAAUAAAAGAGCAGGACAUCCCAAUCAAGGGUCAAGAAAGUACAUUCAGUAUACCAAAAUUUGGGAUUAGACUACCUGAGGUGAAAGGGCCAAAAAUCGAUUUAAGUUUCAAGAAAGCAGAAACCGAAAUUUCUGUACCUGAGGGAAAGGUAGAAGUGCAUCCACCUGAAGUUAAUAAACCAGAUGUAACAGCUGAAGUGAAAGCAGACCUGCCAGAAAUAGAUUCUAAAGGUCUUGAUAUAAACAUAAAGAAACCAGGAUUUACUUUUCCCUCAAUUGGAUUUGGUAAAUCAGAAAUGAAGGCUCCAGAAGUUGAUGUGACCCUGCCAAAUGCAGACGUGUCUCUACCAGAGGCAAGUAUAGAAAUGGAGGGACCACAUACUGAUAUUCAAUUGUCAAAAGAAGACUCUGGACAGAAAGAUUCAACAAGGUUUGGAUCGCCAACAAAGUUUAAACUUCCUUCAAUCUCCCUCCCAAAAAUUGGAGUCAAACUUCCAAAAGCAAAGGUAGAGGUUUCUGAUGUGGAUGUAGAUGUUAAGAGACCUGAAAUAAAUGUACCAGAUGCAGAGCCAAAAUUAUCAAUUGAGCCACUUUCAGUUGAUGUGUCUUUACCAGAAGCAAGUAUAGAAAUGGAGGGCCUACACAGUGACAUUAAAUUGUCAAAAGAAGACUCUGGACAGAAAGAGUCAACAAAGUUUGGUUCUCCAACAAAGUUUAAACUUCCUUCAAUCUCCUUUCCAAAAAUUGGAGUCAAACUUCCAAAAGCAAAGGUAGAUGUUUCUGAUGUGGAUGUAGAUGUUAAGAAACCUGAAAUAAAUGUACCGGAUGCAGAGUCAAAAUUAUCAAUUGAUCCACUUUCAGUUAAAAUAAAAGGACCAGAUGUAGACAAAGAGGCAAAUGAUCUUAGUGUGGAAAUAAAAGAGCAGGACAUCCCAAUCAAGGGUCAAGAAAGUACAUUUAAUAUACCAAAAUAUGGAAUCAAAUUACCUGAGGUGAAAGGGCCAAAAAUAGAUUUAAGUUUUAAGAAAGCAGAAACUGAAAUGUCUGUCCCUGAGGGAAAGGUAGAAGUGCAUCCACCUGAUUUUAAUAAACCAGAUGUAACAGCUGAAGUGAAAGCAGACCUGCCAGAAAUAGAUUCUAAAGGUCUUGAUAUAAAAAUAAAGAGACCAGGAUUUACUUUUCCCUCAAUUGGAUUUGGUAAAUCAGAAAUGAAAGCUCCAGAAGUUGAUGUGACUCUGCCAAAUGCAGACGUGUCUCUACCAGAAGCAAGUAUAGAAAUGGAGGGACCACAUACUGACAUUCAGUUGUCAAAAGAAGACUCUGGACAGAAAAAUUCAACAAAGUUUGGAUCUCCAACAAAGUUUAAACUUCCUUCAAUCUCCCUCCCAAAAAUUGGAGUCAAACUUCCAACAGCAAAGGUAGAGGUUUCUGAUGUGGAUGUAGAUGUUAAGGGACCUGAAAUAAAUUUACCGGAUGCAGAGCCAAAAUUAUCAAUUAAGCCACUUUCAGUUGAAAUAAAAGGGCCAGAUGUAGACAAAGAGGCAAAAGCUCUCAAUAUGGAAAUUAAAGAGCAGGACAUCUCGAUCAAGGGUCAAGACAGUACAUUCAACUUGCCAAAAUUUGGGAUUAGACUACCUGAGGUAAAAGGACCAAAAAUAGAUUUCAGUUUAAAGAAAGCAGAAACUGAAAUUUCUGUACCUGAGGGAAAGGUAGAAGUGCAUCCACCUGAAGUUAAUAAACCAGAUGUAACAGCUGAAGUGAAAGCAGACCUGCCAGAAAUAGAUUCUAAAUGUCUUGAUAUAAAAAUAAAGAGACCAGGAUUUACUUUUCCCUCAAUUGGAUUUGGUAAAUCAGAAAUAAAGGCUCCAGAAGUUGAUGUGACUCUGCCAAAUGCAGACGUGUCUCUACCAGAGGCAAAAAUAGAAAUGGAGAGACCACAUACUGACAUUCAUUUGUCAAAAGAAGACUCUGGACAGAAAGAUUCAACAAGGUUUGGAUCGCCAACAAAGUUUAAACUUCCUUCAAUCUCCCUCCCAAAAAUUGGAGUCAAACUUCCAAAAGCAAAGGUAGAGGUUUCUGAUGUGGACGUAGAUGUUAAGGGACCGGAAAUAAAUGUACCAGAUGCAGAGCCAAAAUUGUCAAUUGAGCCACUUUCAGUUGAUGUGUCUCUACCAGAGGCAAGUAUAGAAAUGGAGGGACCAAACACUGACAUUAAAUUGUCAAAAGAAGGCUCUGGACAAAAAGAAUCAACAAAGUUUGGAUCUCCAACAAAGUUUAAACUUCCUUCAAUCUCCUUCCCCAAAUUUGGAACCAAAGCUCCAAAAGCAAAAGUAGAGGUUUCUGAUGUGGAUGUAGAGGGACCUGAAAUAAAUGUACCAGAUGCAGAGCCAAAAUUAUCAGUUGAGCCACUUUCAGUUGAAAUAAAAGGACCAGAUGUAGACAAAGAGGCAAAAGCUCUCAAUGUGGAAAUAAAAGAGCAGGGUAUCUUAAUUAAGGGUCAAGAAAGUACAUUUAACUUGCCAAAAUUUGGGAUUAGACUACCUGAGGUGAAAGGACCAAAAAUAGAUUUCAGUUUUAAGAAAGCAGAAACCGAAAUUGGUAAAUCGGAAAUAAAGGCUCCAGAAGUUGAUGCGACUCUGCCAAAUGCAGACGUGUCUCUACCAGAGGCAGGUAUAGAAAUGGAGAUACCAGACACUGAUAUUCAAUUGUCAAAAGAAGACUCUGGACAGAAAGAUUCAACAAAGUUUGGAUCUCCAACAAAGUUUAAACUUCCUUCAAUUUCUCUUCCAAAAAUUGGAGUCAAACUUCCAAAAGCAAAGGUAGAGGUUUCUGAUGUGGAUGUAGAUGUUAAGGGACCUGAAAUAAAUGUACCAGAUGCAGAGCCAAAAUUAUCAAUUGAUCCACUUUCAGUUGAUGUGACUCUACCAGAGGCAAGUAUAGAAAUGGAGGGACCAAACACUGACAUUAAAUUGUCAAAAAAAGACUCUGGACAAAAAGAUUCAACAAAGUUUGGUUCUCCAACAAAGUUUAAACUUCCCUCAAUCUCCUUUCCAAAAUUUGGAACCAAAGCUUCAAAAACAAAGGUAGAGGUUUCCGAUAUGGAUGUAGAGGGACCUGAAAUAAAUGUACCAGAUGCCAAGUUACAAUUGCCAAGUGAGCAACUAUCAGUUGCUAUAAAAGGACCUGAUAUGAACAAAGAGGCAAAAUCUGUUAGUGUGGAAAUAAAAGACCAGGACUUUAAAACAGAGGGAGAAGACAGUACAUUCAAACUGCCAAAAUUUGAGUUCAGCUUACCUGAGAUAAAAGGACCAAAAAUUGAUUUUCAAAAAAAAGGUUCAAAGGAAGGAACCAACGUUUCUGUAUCAAUGGGAAAGGUUGAUGUGUAUCCACCUGAUGUUAAUGUAACAGCUGAAGUAAAAGCAGACAUACCAGAAAUGGAUUCUAAAGCUUUUGAGGUGAAAAUGAAAAGACCAGGAUUUACUUUUCCUACAUUUGGAUCUGGUAAAUCAGAAAUUCAGGCUGCAGAAGCUGAUUUGAAUCUGCCAAAGGUUGAUGUGUCAUUACUAGAGGCAAGUGCAGAAAUAGAUGGACAAAAUACAGAUCUUACGUUAUCAAAGAAAGACUCUGGACAAAAAGAUUCAGCAAAGUUUGGUUCUCCAACAAAGUUUAAACUUCCUUCAAUCUCCUUCCCCAAAUUUGGAACCAAAGCUUCAAAACCAAAGGCAGAGGUUUCUGAUGUUGAUGUAGAUGUUAAGGGACCUGAAAUAAAUGUACCAGAUGCCGAGUUAAAAUUGCCAGCUAAGUCACUAUCAGUCGAUAUAAAAGAACCUGAUGUGGAUAAGGAGGCAAAAUCUGUCAGUGUGGAAAUAAAAGACCAGGACUUUCAAAUAGAGGGAAAAGACAGUACAUUCAAAUUGCCAAAAUUUGGAAUCAGCCUUCCUGAGAUAAAAGGACCAAAAAUUGAUUUUAGUAAAAAGAAAGCAGACAUUGAAAUUUCUGCACUGGAAGGAAUGGUAGAAAUUCAUCAGCCCACUGUUAAUGUACAAGAUGUUAAAGCUGAAGUUAAAGCAAACUGUCCAGAAGUGUCUUUACCAGAGGCAAGUAUAGAAAUAAAAGAACAAAAUGCAGACAAUAAAUUGUCAAAAGAAGGACAAAAAGAUUCAACAAAGUUUGGUUCUCCAACAAAGUUUAAACUUCCUUCAAUCUCCCUUCCAAAAUUUGGAGCCAAAGUUCCAAAGCUGUCGUCGGAGGUCUCUGAUGUGGAUGUAGAUGUUAAAAAAACUGAAAAAGGUUUACCAGAUGCAGAGCCAGAAGCUGAUGUGAUUUUGCCAAGUGUUGAUGUGUCUUUACCAGAGGGAAGUCAACAACAAUCAAAGAAAGAGUCUAAGCAAAAAGAUUCAAAGUUUGGUUCUCCAACAAAGUUCAAACUUCCUUCAAUCUCCUUCCCCAAAUUUGGAGCAAAAGUUACAAAGGUGACAGCAGAAGAACCUGAGAGACCAGAUGCAGAAAUAAAAUUGACAACUGAGCCAAUAAAAGAACAGGACAUUCUAAUCACUGGUCAAGAAAGCCUUCUUGAGGUGAAAGGACCAACAACUGAUUUAGGUUCUGACAUGAUAGAGGCUAAGAUUUCUGAAAUGCAUCCAUCUGAUGUUAAAGUGCAAGAUAUAACAACUGAAGUGAAAGCAGACCUACCAGAGGUAGAUUCAAAAGUUCCUGGAGUAAAAGUUAAGAUGAGUGGAUUUUCAUUACCAAAGUUUGGGUUUUCUAAAUCCGAGUCAUCAGAAGCUGAUGCAAGUCUUCAAAAUGUUAAUGUGUCUUUACCACAGGAAAGUGCAGAAAUAGAAGAACCUAAUACAGAAGAUGUUGGGCAAAAAGCUUCAGGAAAAUUUGAUUCUCCAACUAAAUUUAAACUUCCCUCUAUUAAAUUUCCUAAAUUUGAACUUCAAGUUACAAAGGAGACAGUAGAUAAAUCUUCUGUUGAGGUAGAUGUUAAACCACCCGAAAUAUCAGACUCAGAGCUAAAAUUGUCAGCCCAGCCACUCGACCAAACUGUGGACAUUAAACUGUCAAAUGUAGACCUAAAAGGGACCACACAAUUACCUGAUGAGAGGGAUCAUGAUGUGGAAAUAAACAAUAAAGUAGAAACAUCAGAAAUGGCAAAGAUCAGUAUUUCUACAUCUAAAUCUCAGUAUAGAGAUCAAGAUUCUUUUAUGAGUGGUAAUGUUCCAGGUGUCACAUUAGAACAAAAAUCUCCCAAAACUUUACUGCCAUCGUUUGGAGAUAUUGUCAAAGCAUUUGAUGUUGAAUUUUAUAUUCCCACAUUAGAUGAAAUUGAAGAAGCCAAGAAAUAUACUUCAGAAUCUCUAAAGCUGGAAUAUGACUCCGGGAUUAGUCAGCCUUCAGUUUAUGGUAAUGAAGGGGUAAAUUUAGACAUAACUACUGAAAAGAAAGAAAAGCAAACUGAGGAUAAACUAAACAAAAACAUUGUUUUUGAGUUUUCUUCUACAACAGUAAAAGUUGAUGGAAAAGAAACAUUUCAACCACCCAAUACAGCUGAAGAGAGUCCCAUCAAUGACCUGAAUGACAAAGAUGCUGAGCAGAGUUCCACAAGAGAGGUUGAAGUGGACAGCCCAACUUUGUCACUGAGGUCAUCUGAUGCUUUUGCAGAUGUAAGUUCGGCCCCAAUAACUGAACAGAUUACUAGCCCAACAAAAGUAAAGGUAAAAUAUUCUGAAUCUACUGCAGCUGCUGAAGUAAGUGACGUACACAGUGAAGUUUUUACUUUAACAGCCAGAACUGAACUAAUAACCAUAGUGCCUCAUCAACCAGAAAAAGUCAACAUUCCAUUUUCAUCUGAAGCAUCCUCUUCUUCUCUGGACACUCUCAAAGAGAUGUCAGGAAAAAUGCACAUAAUUAAAAACUAUGUGCAAUCUGAAUCAGACACCGCAAUCCUCACUAACACAGAUACACAGAACAUACAAACCCUGUUUUCUAAAAGUGUAGCAGAAUCCGUGUUGUCUGUUGAGAAAACCACAGUGCAAAAAGAACGUACGCUUGUAGAGAAGCAUGUUGUGAAAGAAAUGUUUGGUGAUGACGAGGAUUCACCUCUUGUCAUGCAGAAAAUACAGAUUUUUGAAGGAGCGCCUAUACUAGAUGACACUACAUACUCAAUUAAAAAGUUGAGAGACACAGUACACUCUGAAAAAAUGCGAUUUUUUGAGAGUGGAGAGUCGAGUAAGACAAUCGUUGUGAGCACUGAAACAAAGAUUUUAAAACGUGCAGAUUUUUCUAAAGAGGAGAGUGAGGAGAAAUGAACCUGUAGGUAAAUAUCUGUCAUGUCUUAAUUUGUGGUUGUUUAAUACCAGAUUUACUGGUUUUAGGAUUCUGGGUGCAUUUGUUUUCUGUGUAUAGCCUGACGUGUAUGCAGAUAAAGCAAUGACAAUGUUUUGUGGACAAGUACUAAUUAAACUGUAAACUAACCUAAAUAAAUCAUUAAACUAAAGAUAACUUCAGUAAAACUUAGAGCAGAUCAGCAUGGGCACAAAAUACAGCUUUCUCUGUGAAAAUUGUUUAGUGUUGUCUCAGCCAUAUACAAGCACUUUUACAUGUAAAGCUGUUUAUAAAUAGGAAUAUAUAACAUUGUCAUGUAGUAGUAUACUUUUAAGCAUAUAUUUUGUUUGAUUACCUAACUACAAACAUCUACACACGCUCAGCUCUGUAAAGCCGAUAAAAUAAAAUAAUAUAAAUAUA
Trichomycterus rosablanca is the source of this 13981-nucleotide messenger RNA. RefSeq names its product neuroblast differentiation-associated protein AHNAK. Bases 34 to 13545 code for a protein of 4503 amino acids. Gene Ontology annotation, cellular component: costamere; cytoplasm; nucleus. Gene Ontology annotation, molecular function: protein binding. Gene Ontology annotation, biological process: regulation of RNA splicing. The record is from RefSeq and is a predicted model, not a curated record. The transcript is spliced from 7 exons. NCBI's taxonomy places the organism in Eukaryota, Metazoa, Chordata, Actinopteri, Siluriformes, Trichomycteridae.